GAAGGAAAGUGAAGGGGUUGUGUGUGUUCGAUUGGGGGAGUUAGGGCGAAGGAGAUGAAAAUUGAGGUGCUAUGAGAAACACUCCUAACUCAUCUCCCCCCUCCCCCCAAAAAAAGGAAAACAAGGUCUGUAGGAUUUUGUGGUAUUUAUGUUUCUCAAAAAGUGGAGGACCAUGAAGGGAAUAUUUUUUUCCACAUUUUUGCUCAAAAAGUCAAAAGGAUUGUCUAUGGAAUGAUUUCAAAUAUAGAGGAAGAGAAUAUUUUGAAAUAGAGGACUAUAUUUGGAAACAAACAUGUUAUAAAGGACUAUAUAGGAAAUAUACUCAAAUUUUAAUUACAAAAAAUUACGGAGCAUAUAAAAAACUCUUUUUUACAUAUUUUUCCAAAAUACUACCUUUGCACUACUUCAUUGACCAACCAUAUACGGAGUAUUUUUAAACCACCUUCGUUUUUCGUCCACACUACUUCCCUCUUUUCUUAUCCUCUCCACUUUAUUGAACCAAACAAGUGCUGUGUGGGUGCUUCCAUAGACCUGUGAUGCAUUUAUGGUCCAACACUUCUAUAGAAUGAACUCCCCUUGUCCCACAAAUGGCUCUUGGCUUGACUUGGCAAAAAAUUUAAGGAAAGUGAAAAAGUGUGGUUGAAAAUGAUGUAGAGGAGAGAGAAAGAUCGAGAACUACUCAAAGUUUUCCAAAAAAGGAAAGGAGUCUUUUUUUGGGACGUCUCAAAAAGGAAUUAAAGAGUUUUCUUUUUGAGAUGGAGGGAGUAAGAAACAAGGAAAGUUUAAUGUACCAUUUUAGGUUAGUCCAUCAUUUAUCCGAAGCUAAAACAUUGUUUAAAAUGACUCUUUUAGCUCCAUUGGCAAUGGAUGCUAACAACUCCCAACAUAAAAGGUACGAGUAUUUAUUUACUUAGGUAUCUAUUGUUUUGUUUGACAGCCGAACAAAUAAAUAAGCCAUGCAAUGUGUAGAUGUUAUAGUCCUACUUGUGUGGGUAAUGUUGAGGAAGUGCUGGCUGUUAUAUGUUUAUGCAGGAGUCUUUGAAGUUUAAGGCUGACAUUGUAUGUUAAUUGUGUUGCUUCAAAAUAAGAACCAACUCCUUUCAGUGUCAAUAUGAAGAGGAACUCAAAUCGUUGCAUAUGCAAUUAUGCACGAUGGUUGUUGGGCGACCAGAUUAUUUCCUAGUACUUUUGCUUGACAUUAUGUUUUAUGCCAUAACCAUAAUUUUGAAAAUCAAGCCAGACCGGCUGAAGGGGUAACCUUCCAGGUAUCUAGCCUGGUCAUCAUCAACUCAACUUAAAAAUUGAUUUUGAUGUUAUAUGGUUGAAUUUAUGCUCUUUUUGCAUAUGUUUUGAACUUAUGAUAAUCAGAGUUAUUAUAGACCUGGAUAAUAUCAGUUAAAACCAGUUGAACCACCUCCUAACUAUAAGCAUUUCUGGCUCAAUGUUUUGUCCGAGUUAUUAACACCAUGGAUUGACAGAAUUUUGGCAAGCCCACUCUCUUGAUCGUGGAAUGUAUUUCCCGGUUUUGUCAAUAAUAUGCCAUUAGAGUUUCCACUCUUUUUUAUUGGAUAUUACUUCUCCUGUCUGCAAUUGAUGGAAUCCAGGGCUAUAUUCAGACUCUUCCACUGACAUGAUUUUUACAUUUUCUAUUUUGUAUCGUCUGACAGAUAAUGCAAUCAUCAUCACAUAGAGGUGGUCGGGGAGGCAGAAGGGGUGGGCGGGGAGGCGGUCGUCGAAGUCAGCCUCAGAGUCGUCCAUCAGCAGCACCUCCGGGUCCGGUGCAGCCCCCACCUCGUAUGGCAUGGUGCGAACUCUGUAGGGUUGAGUGCAACACCCUCGAAAUCCUGGAGCAGCACAAGAGUGGAAAGAAACACCAAAAGAAUGUCAAAGUUCAACAAGAGUUGCAGAGAGUCAUGGCUGCUAAAGCUUCUCAAGUUCAGGAAACAGAGGAAGGAUCUUCUGUGCCGCCACCUGCAGUGGAGAAUACUGCCGUUAAUGGUGGAGAAGGUCAAGGGAGUGGGCAGAAGCGCAAGAUGAGAGGUGGCGGACGAGGUGGAGGGGGAAAGAGCUCUAGAAGAAAACUAAACGAACCACCUAAACCCAAAGGAGGACACAUUCCUUUGAUAUGCGAGCUCUGUAACGUCACUUGUGAGACACAGCUUGUUUUCCAAACCCAUCUGAAGGGGAAGAAGCACAUAGCAAACCGCAAGCGCUUUGAGGAAUCAGAAGCCGUGCUUGGACAUGCGGCAACUCAGGCGUUAUAUCCAGCUCUACAACCCAUUCUCCAGGCAAUUCCACCGGAUCCUCAAUCUAAUCAUCUCCCAGGAGGAGGAGGUCAGCAGGACUUACCAUUGGUCUUCAAUUAUGUUCCACCAACAGUGACGCCGGUAGCAGCAGAGCCUGCAGUGGCUUUGAUGAAUACCACCACCACCACCACCACUCCUACCACCGCGUUGAUUACACCUGAGGGUGACAUCCUCCAGAGAUUUUCCUCCUAAUAUUCUUCAGUGGGGCACCCUGAAGCAGUAGUUAUUGACUGUCCGAGUGAGCCUCUUCUGAAAUAAUGAUUUACCGUUUUGUUCCUGAAAACUAUGAACCUCUUGCGUACUUAUCUGGCAAAGAAAAUGGACAUAACCCUAUUUCAUUAACAUUUAAUCUACCAAAUAACUUUUAUUCUAGAUU
Messenger RNA from Cuscuta campestris, 2682 nucleotides. Lineage: Eukaryota; Viridiplantae; Streptophyta; Magnoliopsida; Solanales; Convolvulaceae. The record is from the annotation of a GenBank genome assembly.